AUGUUAAGGGUGAAAAGAGAUGAAUAAGCUAAAGAGAUAAUAAAUGUACUCCUUGCCGAAGAUGCUCCUAUCUAAAGUCUCAAUAGCAAUCUAUUUAUUAGGAAUAGCUUUAAUUGAUUUAUUACAAUUAUGUAAUUAUCAAGUAGUGGCUUGUGAAACAGGUAUAUAAGCAAGGGAUGAACUGCUGAAAACAGAAAAUGAGUUUGAUCUAAUUUUGUUGGAUUUGGGUCUGCCUGAGAUGACAGGCUUAGAACUUUUGUAAAUUAUAAAAGCGUAAGUCUUUAUUUGAGCUUCAAGUAUUGAUAAAUUGAAAGAUGUUCCAGUGAUUAUGAUGAGUGGUGAUGAUGAGACAGAAACAGUUGCUGCUUGUUUAAAUGCAGGAGCAGAAGAUUAUAUGGUAAAACCUGUCAAUUUUAAAAAACUUCAAGGACUUUAAACAUUUGUAAAAAAAAAGCCUAAGUCACGAAAUGUAUAAAACUAUAUAAGUUUAUAAUAGAGUAACUAAAAUGAGAAAGGAUAUUAUACAAUUGUGAGAAAUAUUGGCAAAGGUGCAUCUGGUUCUGUAGAAUUAGUAAGGAAAAGUACUGAUUAAGAAUUAUAUGCUAUGAAAGUAAAAUAUAAAUGAACUUAGGUUAUUCCAACAUUUUUUAUGAAUGAAUAAGAAAGAAAAAAUGCUGAAAAUGAAGUGAGUUUAUUAAGAGUUCUAACAGCUCCAACAAUAAUUAAAUAUUAUGAAAGUUUCACUGAAAAUGAGUCUUUGAAUAUAAUAAUGGAAUAUGCAGAAGGAGGAUCAUUAACUGAGAAAAUAUCUGAAUAUUCAAGAUAUGGAAAUUAGGUUCCAAAGGAUAAAAUAUUAGCAUGGAUGGCUUAAUUAGUUAUUGCAAUACAUUUUAUGCAUUCUAAAAACAUCCUCCAUAGAGAUAUCAAAACUUAAAAUAUGUUUUUGAAUAAAGGUUAAAUUUUAUUAUAUUUUUAUUAGAAUAAGUUAUAAAAUUAGGAGAUUUUGGAAUUUCUAAGGCAUUAGGAACUCAUGCCAAUUUUGCAUAAACAUUUUUAGGAACUCCUUACUUUAUGUCACCUGAAGUCAUUAGAGGGUAACCGUAUGGCAAAAAAUCUGAUAUAUGGGCAUUAGGUUGUGCAUUAUAUGAAUUGGUUAUGUUAAAACGACCAUUUUAACAUGACAAUAUUUAAAUAAUUUUUGAGAUGAUACAGAAUAAACCAUAUGAUAUGGAUUAAUCUGUUGAUUAAGAUCUUUAAUUACUAAUAGAUAAGACUUUAUAGAAAGAUCCUAAUAAUAGGCCAACUGUUGAAGAUUUAGCAGCUAUUCCGUGUAUUGAAGAAAAGAUUAAUUAAUUUUAUAAAGAUCAUCCAAAUGAGAGUAUAAAAUUAUUAAUUAUUUUUAGCUAAUUUAAUAUCAGUUAAAAGAUUAUAAUUGGGUCCAUAAUUAUAGCCUGAAACAACUGAAUAGGUAUAAGAUGAAAAUUAUAUUGCUAUUUCUGCUGAUAUGAUAGAGAAAAUUUAAUUAAGAAAAGUAAUUUAUGGAUUCGUUAAUUAAAUGUAAGUAUAUUUUGUAAGUUUAGUGAAUAUAUUAGUGUAUUAGGUCAGGAUAUUUUAAGUUAUCUUUAAUAAACUUGGAAGAAUUAAAUAGAAAUACAAUAAAUAGGUUAAUAAUUAUUGGAAUCUUAAUUAAUAAUACCAUUAGAAUCAUAAAAAGAUUUAACUCCUAAUUAAUAUUAUUCUUUUCCAAUCUUCCUUUAAUUUAUAGCUGCUAAUAAUUACUAAAAAUAUACUGGAAACUCUAUAGAUCUUAUGGAAAUCUUAGAAAAAUUAAUUAAAAAAUUUAAAGAAUUUCAAAGAAAAUUUGUAGAUAAAAAUAAUAUUAAAGAAGAUAUUCUAGAAUAAGGAUUUAAAGAAUAUUUUUAAUUAACUCAUGAAACAACAGAAUUAUAAAAAUCAAAUAUGAUUGAUUAUUCAUAAGAAAAGAAAUUAGCAGCUUAUGUUAAUAUUUUUUAAUUAAUGAGAUUUCAUCAGUAAUUAUAUAUAUAUUAAAAUAAAUAGAUCAUUAACUUAAUAUUUUGUUAAUAAUCUUUAAAAAAAAGGAGUCAAAGAGGAACCUAAAUCAAUUAUAAAAACAAUUAUUGGAUCUAUUUUACCACCACAUCCUAAAAAAGUAGAUUUCGCUUAUUCUAUAAACAAAUUAAUUACUACUCUACCUUAAAUUAAACAUGGAAUAUUAAGAAGAAAUAAACCUGCUCCAAAUUUUCAUUAAUUACCUAAUAAUGAUCCAAGAAUUCUUACUAUUGAUACAAGAGGGAUUAUAUUUAUUUUUACUGAAGAAUACUAAGAUAAUUCUGUUAGUUUGAUCUCUGAAUUAUAAUAUUUAGAUGAGAAAAAUGUUUAAUAAUAUAUUCAAAAUUAUGUUAAAUAAUUUAUACUGAAAAAUGUCUGUCUUGAUAUUAUUGAAUAAGAAAUUAUUAUACAUCCAUUAUGUUAAAGUAUUUAGUAUGUAUUAAUUAUUAGCUUAUUUAAGUGAUUUUGGAUCAGAAAAAUAAUUAUUUUAAUGGUUAUUAGAGAGAAUGGAUGAUGGGUACAAUUAAGAAAAACUAUUAAAUUAAUAUGAUUAAUAAGAUUUCUAUAUAAGAUUCAAGAAUCCUAAUGAUUCGUCAAAGUAACUAAAAAAUUGA
This is a messenger RNA of Paramecium pentaurelia, 2684 nucleotides long. NCBI's taxonomy places the organism in Eukaryota, Ciliophora, Oligohymenophorea, Peniculida, Parameciidae. The record is from the annotation of a GenBank genome assembly.